Lodderomyces jiufengensis is the source of this 855-nucleotide messenger RNA. It is a transcript of the gene SNM1, whose product is annotated as Snm1p. The transcript has a single exon. The record is from RefSeq and is a predicted model, not a curated record. Gene Ontology annotation, biological process: tRNA processing. Gene Ontology annotation, cellular component: nucleolar ribonuclease P complex. Bases 1 to 855 code for a protein of 284 amino acids. Lineage: Eukaryota; Fungi; Ascomycota; Pichiomycetes; Serinales; Debaryomycetaceae.
AUGCCCAAACAAACAAAAAAGCAAGCGUUCAUAGUAAACACUUCAUCAUCAUCAUCGUCAUCAUCGUCAGCUCCAAUAAAUACAUGCACCAAUACGAAUAAAACAACGGCAUCAAAUUUAUCACAAGACCAACUAAAAUCAAAACAUCUUUACAAUCUUAUCCACACAAUUCCACAAUCAAACCCUAUUUCCAAAAUAUAUUCAUUACAAUUUGAUAAAUUAAAUUCAAUAAAAUCUUUAAAUGUACCAUCACAAAUAGAUAAUAAAAUUUGUAAUAAAUGUGGAAUAUUAUUAAUACCUGGAUUAAAUAUGACUAUUAGAAUCAAAUUUAGAAAAAUGAAACAAACCCAAAGAGAUAAUGAAGUGGAAAAUAAUAUGUCUAAUAAUAAAUUAAAGCAGAAAUGUUUAAGUUGUGGGAACAUCAAUUAUUUUGAAUUGAGUAAGAAUACACUGUCUAACAAAUCUCAAAUCGAUAACUCCGGAGUGCUCAACCAAACAUUGCCUGAUCAUAGUAGUAUACCUCAAAUAAAUGUGUCGGAGAAAUCAAAUGUUAAAGAGAAUGUACCUCAAAAUGAAGGUGAAAAGAAAGAAGAAGAAUUAAUCCCAGAUCAAGUACAACAAACUACUGAAGCAUCAACUCAACCAAAUCGAAAUUCAAUCCCAGAACCAAUACAAGAAACAUCAUCAUCAUCGUCACCAGCAACAAUUACAGCCAAAAACAAAGCAGCAAAAGAUAGAUCAAAAAAGAGAAAAGCAGAAACCAAUUUAUUACAAUCAUUAAAACAAAGAAAAUUAGAUCAAGAUUCCAAAUCGAAAAAAAUCAAUUCAUUAAAUUUAAUGGAUUUUUUAAAAUAA